ACGCGGGACAAUCCAAGAUGGAAGAGUUUGUGAGAAAACUGGUGAAAACUUCAGAUUUAAGUUCGUUGACAAAAGGAAAGAUCAAGGAAGCAUACAAAAAUAAAGUGGGAAGGGAAAUAACUCCUGAAGAGAAGAAUGCUCUGAAUCAAGCCUUGAAGAAUAUCCUAACUGAUAUCAACUCUCAUGGAGGAAAUAAAGAAAAUGCCCAGUCUCUUGCCUCGCCAUUAAAGUUGGUGAAAUCUCCCCAAAAACCAAAGCCACUCAAACAGAAAGAAAAAUUUACCCCUGAAAGGACCAGUAAGAAGAAGAAAGCAAGAACCUCACUGUCCCCUCGGCUGAGAGUGGAUGAAGUGGUGGAUGCUGUGAUGAAGUCCAGUGAUGAAGAGGAAGAAGAUGAUGAAGAGGAAUAUAUGCCACAGGUUUCACCACGGAAGAAGAGGUCUCCAGUAAAGAAGAAAAGCCCUGUGAAGAAGUCAACAGUGAGUGUUAAAAAGAAGAGUUUUGAUGAGGUGGUGAAUGCUGUGCUUGAUUCUGGAGAUGAAGAUGAUGAUGAUGAAAAGAUAGAGGAAGAAGAUGAGGAGGAAGACAGUAAUGAUGAAGCUGAUCCUAAAGUGGAGGCGAAUUCCGAUUCUGAUUACAGUGUUGAGAAAAAGGAUUUGGAGAAGGAUCUGUCAGGGAGUGAUUCUGAAUAUGAACCUUUUAAAGAUGAAUCAGAUAAGAUAUCACCUAGAAAGAGUACAAGGAGAAACAAUUCACCAAAGAAAGGAGCAAAGAAUAAGAAAAGAAAAAGGUACAGUCUUUCUAGUUCUGAUAGUGAUGAUGUCGAGGAGGAAGAGGAGCUGAAGGAAUCAGACGAUUUGUGUGAUGAUUCAUCUGAUGAUGAAAAAGCAUCAAAAACAAAAACGUCACUGAAAAGAAAACAGAUCAUUUCUAGUGACUCUGAAGAGUCCGAGGAAGAAAGGAAACCCAAAACAAAAAGACAGAGGACCAUCUUAAGCGAUGAUGAAAAUGAAUCUGAAGAUGAAGAAAAGAACAGCGAGGAAGAAAGUUUUGAUAAAGCUAAAGACGUUAAAAGGAAACCUGUGAAGGGAAAACAGAGUGCAGCGUCUAAAACACAGAAAGGGAAAGAAUUGAAGGAGAGAAGUGUUUUUAGCAUAACAGAGGGAUCAAGUUCAGAGGAGGAAGGUCUGUCUUUAGCUGAGAUCAGACAAUUGUCAUCAUCCAGUCAGAAUAGUGAGAAAGGGGAAAGAACUCUGUCCUCCUCCAAGCAAUCCAAAAAUGUAAGCUAUGCCAAAAAAGUCAAGGGAAAAGUGAGAAAAGAACCAAAAAGUCAGAACAAAGCCAAAAAAUCAUCACAAGAAACCAAGAUGGAUGUGAAUAAAAAGAGGAACAAGAAAAAAAGGACAAGUGAAGUGAAAAGUGAUGAUGACAGUGGUGGUGAUGAUAAUGAUGAAAAUAAUGAUGAUGUUUAUGUCAAUUCGUGUAGUGAUUCGGAGGAAGAUUUGCCACUUUCUGUGAAUAGAAAGGCUAAAAAUGUUAAAGAUAAAGUGAAAAAAGAACCAAAUAAUCAAAACAAGGCUAAAAAGGCAUCCCAUAAAACUAAGGUGACAGCUGAUCAAACAGUGAAUAAGAAAAAGAGUUCAAGUUCAAGUGUGUUAAAGAGUGAUGAUACCAGUGAAGAUGAUGUUGUUGUUAAUUCAGGUAGUGACUCGGAGGAAGAUUUGCCACUUUCCGUGAAUAAAAAGAAGUCUCCAUCUAAUUACAAUAGUAAAAAGUCAAAGAAAGUGGAGCUAGAAGAGAGUUCAGAUGAAGAUGAUGAGCAGCCAACACCGUCAACACCAAAGAAACUGCAGAGCCCACAUGAUACCUCUGACUCUGAGAGUGAAGGUUCAACAAAGAGUUCUCCACCUAUUCAAAAGAAAAAGAAAUCAUCCUCACCAUUACAAAAGAAAUCCCAAGAGAGGAAGGGCUCUGGGGACGGGAGUGAGGAGGAGGGUCCCCGUGUGAAGGAGCUGAGGAAGAUUUGUCGGGCGGUGGGGAUCCUGGUCACCAAUGCCAGACACCUGGCUGGGUGCUCCUCAGACAACCAGAAAAUCAGCAAACUUAACCAGCUGCUCAGAGAGGCAGGCAUGGAAGGUAGACCGAGUAUGAAAAAGGUGGAGGAAGUGAGACUUAUGAAGGAAGCAGCUGAACUAGACACCCACAAUAUACUGAAAACUGAGGGUAGAGGGAAAAGAAGAGUGAACAGCUUAUUUUCAAGGUCAGAUGAUUCUCCAAAGGUCAAGGUCACGCCAGUGAGAGAAAAAUUCAGCAGACUGAGAGACAUCAUUGACAGUGAUUCGUCAGAUUGAUAAAUUAAAAGAUUGGAGUGGAGGGAAGGGAGAGGCGUCCAUUGUUGUACAUGUAUAGGCAUUGUGUGGAGCCAACCCCCCGCCAGUAGACUGCAGUCAAUUUGACUUUGUGGUGACUUUGGGUGCAGAUACAAAAGACCUGAACCAAUUGCAUUCCUGUCUUCCAAUUUCUGUCAAGACCCUGUAACUAGUUAAGGAUGAAGAUCGGUGCAUAGAUCAUUAAUUUUGCACCCAAGUUGGAACCCUUUCAACAGGACUUCGUUCAAGUUUUGAAGUUUAAUUAAAAGGAAAAAAUUGCACAUAAACAAUUUUUUAACUGGUUUGAAGGAAUUGAUGCAUGGUUUUUUAAAAAAGUUUAACUUUUUUUAUGUCUUGCAUUUAUCUUGAGAAAGAAUUGGGUUAGUUGAUGUUAUAAAAGCUUGUUAAGACAAACAGACCAUAACCAAUUUUACUUCAUUAACAUAUGAUGUAUUUUUGUAAUCUUAUUUUUUUUUUUUUGGUAAUACACAAAAUGUACAUUGUGUAAUACUGCUACGAGGAAAAAGACAGAAAAUAUAUUAAAGAAAACAUUUCAAAUAUAUAAAAAACUAUUGUUUUGUUCAUAUACUGUCAUUAGCCUGCUGCUUUGGAAAACAAAAAUUACGGUCGAUGUAAUUUCUCUGUUGCCAGACAUAUAGCUUAGCACUUGGGUUCAAACGAAUCAAUUUUACAGGCUCUAAAAGUAAAUGAUACAACAUAACAAAGUGUCCAGCUACUGAGGUCGUCUGUAUGAUAAACUGUUUCUUUCGCCUGUAACAAUUGAUAAGCACCAAUCGCUGGAAAUCAGAACUCGACUUCCUGUUGUUGUCUUUGAUGUUUGACAGAAAUAAACAUUAUGACAUCAACUUA
This is a messenger RNA of Magallana angulata, 3239 nucleotides long. Its product is annotated as protein IWS1 homolog A-like. The record is from RefSeq and is a predicted model, not a curated record. The transcript is spliced from 10 exons. The coding region runs from base 18 to 2351 and encodes 777 amino acids. NCBI's taxonomy places the organism in Eukaryota, Metazoa, Mollusca, Bivalvia, Ostreida, Ostreidae. Gene Ontology annotation, cellular component: nucleus.